This is a messenger RNA of Arachis ipaensis, 1101 nucleotides long. Lineage: Eukaryota; Viridiplantae; Streptophyta; Magnoliopsida; Fabales; Fabaceae. The record is from RefSeq and is a predicted model, not a curated record.
AUGGCUAAAGUCAUCUAUCAUGCAAGCUACCUAAAAGCCUACCCUGGAAUGCUUCAGGCUUUCAGCCACUUCGUCGCCCCGUCGCCCCGUCAGCUUCAAGCCUUCAACCACGCGGCACUCACCUCACCACCGCAUCCAGAGCAGUGCGCCACUCACCCCGUCCAUCGAAGAUUGAACAUUGAAGUCGCCUCCUCGUCGCUCCUCGCUCCAGGUCUCCCUCUUCUCUGCUCGACGCUCGUCGCUCCAUCCCUCCAGCUUAUUAGGGGUGGAGGAAUUGAUCGGGUUAAGCAUCAUUUGGCUGAAAAAGGUGGAGAUAUUGAGGCAUGUCGAAAGGUGCCAGCUGCGGUGAGACACCAAUUCUCCCAAAAUAUUGAAGAUCUUCGAACCAAGAAAAGGAAAACUCAAGAAGAAUAUGCAGAAAGUUAUGGUGCUUGUGAUGACGUUGAAAGGGAAUUUGAUGAGAUUGAACAUAAUGAGAUGCGACAACAACAAGCAUCAAGAAUUCCAGCACCUAGCUCUAGAAAGGGAGUUGGAAAACAACUCAAGGGACUACAAUCCUUUUUUCCACCAGCAGCAACACCUGGAGCUCAACCAAGUAUUAAAAGUGUUCUCAAAAGCAAAGAAAUUGUGGAGAAGUGUGAUAUUGCUAUUGCAAGAUGGAUGAUGGAUGCCUCUGUGCCAUUCAAUGCGGUUAAUUCAGCUUAUUAUCAGCCGAUGAUCGAUGCUAUCGCAAAUAUGGGUGCAGGGUAUAAAGGGCCAAAUUACCAAAGAGUUCGUGGAUAUUUGUUGAGUAAAUUGGUUGAAGAUGUAAAGAAGAUGAUUGAAGGUUAUCGUGUGAUUUGGAAACAAACUGGAUGUACUAUCAUGGCUGAUGGAUGGACUGAUCGUUGUAGGCGUACUUUAAUUAAUUUCUUGGUUUAUUGCCCUAAAGGAACUGUUUUCCUAAAGUCAGUUGAUGCUUCUCAUAUCUCGAAAACUGCUGAGGCUUUGUUUAAGUUGCUUAGGGAUGUUGUGUUAUUUGUUGGUCCUGAGAAUGUUGUACAUGUAGUGACGGAUAAUGUUGCAAAUUAUGUUGCUGCUGGAAGGUUGUUGGAAUCAUAG